This is a messenger RNA of Plenodomus lingam JN3, 966 nucleotides long. RefSeq lists its product as uncharacterized. Gene Ontology annotation, biological process: 5-phosphoribose 1-diphosphate biosynthetic process; ribonucleoside monophosphate biosynthetic process; purine nucleotide biosynthetic process. Lineage: Eukaryota; Fungi; Ascomycota; Dothideomycetes; Pleosporales; Leptosphaeriaceae. Gene Ontology annotation, cellular component: cytoplasm; ribose phosphate diphosphokinase complex. The record is from RefSeq and is a predicted model, not a curated record. Gene Ontology annotation, molecular function: ribose phosphate diphosphokinase activity; magnesium ion binding.
AUGGCGACCAACAGCAUCAAAUUGUUGACUGGCAACAGUUACCCUGAGCUCGCACGUCUGGUGGCCGACAGGCUUGGCAUAGAACUGACCAAAAUCCUGGUCCUCCAAUACUCGAACCAAGAGACUUCAGUGACUAUUGGCGAGUCUGUCCGAGACGAGGAUGUCUUCAUUCUGCAGUCCACGCCCCCCGGCGAUAUCAAUGAUGCACUCAUGGAGCUGCUGAUCAUGAUCAAUGCAUGCAAGACGGCGUCUGCACGGCGCAUCACGGCUGUGAUUCCGAACUUCCCAUACGCGCGUCAAGACAAGAAAGACAAAUCACGAGCGCCAAUCACCGCCAAACUCAUGGCCAACAUGCUGCAGACGGCGGGAUGCAACCAUGUCAUUACCAUGGAUCUCCAUGCCAGUCAAAUCCAAGGUUUCUUCAAUGUUCCCGUCGACAAUCUCUACGCCGAACCAAGUACUCUACGAUGGAUUCGUGAAAACUUGAAUGUCAAGGACUGCGUUAUCGUCAGUCCUGACGCCGGUGGUGCCAAAAGGGCAACUUCUAUAGCUGACGGACUGAAUCUGGGUUUUGCUUUGAUCCACAAAGAACGAACCCGACCCAAUGAAGUAUCUCGUAUGGUGUUGGUCGGAGAUGUCAAAGGCAAGACGGCCAUUCUGGUCGACGACAUGGCUGAUACCUGCGGUACCCUUGUAAAAGCGGCAGAUGUUUUGAUUGCAGAGGGUGCAAAGGACGCACUUGCGAUUGUGACACAUGGCAUCUUGAGCGGUAACGCGAUCGAGGCCCUCAAUGGAAGCAAGCUCAAGAAGAUCGUCGUUACCAAUACUGUACCUCACGAGGACAAGAAGGAACUGUGUGAUCGCAUCGAAACGAUUGACAUCAGUCCAACGCUAGCUGAGGCGUGUAGGCGAACGCACAAUGGCGAGAGCGUGUCUUUCUUGUUCAAGCAUGCGCCUGUCGACUAA